Messenger RNA from Stegastes partitus (bicolor damselfish), 1871 nucleotides. RefSeq names its product PICALM interacting mitotic regulator (gene pimreg). The record is from RefSeq and is a predicted model, not a curated record. Bases 77 to 943 code for a protein of 288 amino acids. The transcript is spliced from 5 exons. Lineage: Eukaryota; Metazoa; Chordata; Actinopteri; Pomacentridae.
AAGAAACACGAACAACAGGCAGCUGCAGCGAAGAGGACGGACGAUUCUCACAACCGAUCAUUUCAGCUCAGUCAGUAUGGCGUCUUCAGUGAUGGAUGGGGUUGGUAAAGCUGUGGUUGGAGUCUGGCGAGCGCAUACAGUCCUUGAUGAGUCUGACGGGGCAGAAAGUUCACCAGAAGCCCCUGACCGUUUCCGCAAGCUUCGCUCCUCGUCUUCACUGAACUCUCUGCGAAUGUCUUUGCGCAAGCGGCUCCCUCUGCGCUCCGUCCAGGCCAACUCCCUCCCAGAGAAUCCAACUUGGGAAACCGUGAAGGAGGAACCGAAAACCAGCACCAUCCGCAAAAUUAGUCGUAGUGCUCGGAACUCCAUCAGCGGAGUGUAUCAGCGGUUUCAGAGGAACAGAGAGUUUGUACGUGAGGAGUGUUUGGUAGCAACCCCAGGUCGUGAUGGAGAAAAUGCUGGUGCCUCAACUUCUUGCACACCAAGACGCACGCCUAGACGACCUGCAACACCCAGACGCACCCCCAGGUCAACAGCCACACCUGGGCGCACUCCAGGCUCGAGAGGACGAAGGACUCCUGAGGCGUCAGUACGAGGGGUGAAACCCAGAGGAGGCAGAAGACAACUGGUUCGCAUGGCUGCCUUACGAAGUCCCUUUGCUUCCCCCAACACACAGAACCAGAGACUAAAAUUUGACCGAGAUUUGGAGUCGGUUUCCAGUGGGCUCAGGAGGCUCAAACACCUGUCAAAGGCCUUUGACGACAUCAUCAGCAGAGAUGACAAACCCAGUACAAAGCAACGUUGUGGAGGAGUGAUUCUGAGAAGGUUGGACCCCAGCGGUAAACUCAGUCGGUCAAACCUCACACGUCGAGCCACAAACCUCUCAAACUCGCUGGGAGGUUGGGCCCACACAGCUGUGAACACUAUUCGCAAACCCAACUGAACUUCACACAUGUGUGCAUGUAAAAUACAGGACCUUUUGUAGUCAUGCCUCACAUUUAUCACUGUCUUGUCACUGUUACAUAUACAUGUAGUGUUGUCAUGGGAGACUGUUACGUAGUGGCUUGUCUUGUGUUUUUUUUAUCUGUGUGGUGCCUAAUUAGCAGCACCUGUGUGAAUCUUUCGUGUUUACACAUCUCAGGUUAGCUAGUUGUGGGUAAAAUGUCCUCAUUGUAGCUACCAAAGGGAUUUCUACACUGUGGUGUGCGUGUCUGUCAUGGCUGCCACAACCAAAUGUCUUCGUUACAUUUUUUAAAUACUAAUAUUUUAGUUUGUGCUCGCACUCUCGGCAUAGAAAUGUUACAGAAAAAAAACUUUAAAGAGAUGCUGCACAAGACCAAAAUUUGCAGAACUAACACUAAAUUUACUGACAGAAGGGAGAUGCAUUUUCCUCGACUUUAAAUGUAUGCAAAGAUGUUACUAACAUUUGUUAUACGUUUUUAAAUGACAUUUGAUUAUACCAAAUUUUAUGUGUAUUUUCUAUGAAAGGGGACUUUUUUAUAUAAACUAUAGCUUAGGCAGUAUUAGAAUGGGAACUUUCCUUGAGGCAGAGGUCGGCACUUGUAACAGCCUGUGGAUGAUUCAUAUACCGAUAUUGUACACAUAAAUCAUCUGAUAAUGUGAUAGGGGGAAGAUUUAAUGGCUCAUUACCAGAUGACAUCGAUGAUGAUGAUGUUAUAAAGUAAUAUCCAGCAAGUUAUUAGUGUAGUGACUGUCAAGCUAAACAGCCUCAAAUGAAGCGAAACGCUUCUCUUUGCUGCAUUUUUAAUGUAUUGGUACCUUCUUUUUCUACGUUAUUAAGAAAAAAAGGGAGAAACUGUCAAAUGUGAAAUCAAAACUCUACACAAUAAAACCUGUAAGCUUCAAACAAC